AUGGACGGCCUCAUCGCACCUGCGGGUUUCUUUUUCCCCUUACUAAACCUCUUCCAGUUCGUCUCCGCUUCUUUGAUCCCCCUUUCUCCUCGAUCUAGGGUUUCGGUUUCGAUCCAUCAAUGGCGUCCGGGAACAGCGGCGCCCCGUCUAGGGCUCUCGGCGGCCCCUCCCCUCUCGGCAACCCCGCAGCGGCGUCUCCCGCAGCGGCUGCGGCUGCGGCGGCGGCGGCGGCGGCGCAACUCUCGCAUCUCCGGCCGCCGUCGCUUCCCCAAAUCCCGGGCUCAUCCUCUUUCCAGGGCCUCUUCAACUCCCCACCGCCCUCUCAGCCUCCGCUCAACUCCCCCUUCCACAUCCACCUCGGCUCCGGCCCCCAAAACCCUAACCCCGGCGGCGCCCCCAUGGGCUCCUCCCCGUCCUUCUCCACCCCCGGCCUGUCGUCGGGCCCCAAGCGACCCCCCACGAAGCCCCCCGCCCGNCGCCCCCAUCCCCGCCUUCAAGACCGCCGACCUCACCCCCGCCGCCCGGCGCAAGAAGCGGAAGCUCCCCGAGAAGCAGCUCCCCGACCGCGUCGCCGCCCUCCUCCCCGAAUCCGCGCUCUACACCCAAUUGCUCGAAUUCGAGGCCCGCGUCGACGCCGCCCUCGCGAGGAAGAAGAUCGACAUCCAGGAGGCCCUGAAGAACCCUCCUUCCUUGCAGAGGACUCUUCGGAUCUACGUCUUCAACACCUUCGCCAACCAAACCCGCGCGAUCCCCGAUCCCAAGAAUGCCGAGCCGCCGCCGUCCUGGUCGCUGAAGAUCGUCGGGCGGAUCUUGGAAGACGGGGCCGAUGCCGACCCGGCCGCAGGCCUGCCCAAACCUAACCCCAUGUACCCGAAGUUCUCGUCUUUCUUCAAGCGCGUCACGAUCCAAUUGGACCCGGCUUUGUACCCGGACAACCCGAUGAUCGUCUGGGAGAACUCCCGCUCUUCCGUGCCGCAGGAAGGAUUCGAGGUGAAGCGAAAGGGGGAUAAGGAGUUCACUGCUAGCAUACGGCUAGACAUGAAUUACAACCCCGAGAAGUUCAAGGUUUCCCCUGCACUGAUGGAGGUUCUUGGAAUCGAGGUUGACACCCGCGCGAGGAUCAUAGCCGGUGUAUGGCAGUAUGUUAAGGCCAAGAAGCUUCAGAAUCCCAGUGACCCCUCUUAUUUCACUUGCGACCCGCCUUUGAGGAAGGUGUUUGGAGAAGACAAAUUGAAGUUUGCUAUGAUUUCCCAGAAGAUCUCGCAGCAUUUGAUUCCUCCUGCACCGAUUCAUUUGGAGCACAGGAUUAGGCUUUCGGGGAACGGGGCUGUGGGGAACGCGUGCUAUGAUGUGCUCGUUGACGUUCCUUUCCCGUUGCAGAAGGAGAUGUCCGCCUUCCUGGCGAAUACGGAGAAGCAUAAAGAUAUCGAAGCUUGUGAUGAGGUGAUAUGCGCUUCUAUUAAGAAGAUUCACGAGCAUCGUAGGAGGAGGGCAUUCUUUCUUGGGUUCAGUCAGUCUCCUGUCGAGUUUAUCAAUGCUUUGAUAGCCUCUCAAAGUAGGGACUUGAAACUUGUUUCCGGGGAAGCGAGCCGGAAUGCUGAAAGGGAACGCCGUGCUGAUUUUUACAACCAACCUUGGGUGGAGGAUGCUGCGAUAAGGUAUCUGAACCGCAAACCAGCUGGUGGUAAUGACGCUCCAAGUAGCACAUUGUAGAAGAUCGAUGUACUGCUUUUGUGAAGAAAACAACUGGAUUAUCAUACAUGCCGCCAAGUAAGUUGGUCAAGAAGAAUGUAUACAUGCUAUUGAAAAUGCUCCAAUGGUCUGUUGACUUGGGAGCCCUUAGAUAUGUUAAAUUCUUUGCUGCUUUAUUUGCAUCUUCCGCUAGUGAUCGAUAGUAGUUCAAAUCUCAUUUAUCGCCAUUAAGAAAGUGAAGGUAUUAACCUAAAUCAGUAGUGUUCUGUUCCUUUCUUUUUAAUGUUGUUGGCAAGUGGUUGUAAGUCAGUUUGUGAUAUUAUCUUUUCAAAGUCCACAUGCGAAUCAAAUUCACACAGUAUAUAUUUUUAAUAUUUUGAAUAUUUUGAGCUUCAAGUGA
This is a messenger RNA of Ananas comosus (pineapple), 2092 nucleotides long. RefSeq names its product SWI/SNF complex component SNF12 homolog. The record is from RefSeq and is a predicted model, not a curated record. Bases 1 to 1713 code for a protein of 570 amino acids. Gene Ontology annotation, cellular component: nucleus; SWI/SNF complex. Gene Ontology annotation, biological process: regulation of transcription by RNA polymerase II. The transcript is spliced from 3 exons. Lineage: Eukaryota; Viridiplantae; Streptophyta; Magnoliopsida; Poales; Bromeliaceae.